AACAUUUGUAAUACAUCGCAUGAGAACACUUGUCAUAUUUACACUAAAAACGUUUUAUUAUUCAUCUCAACAGAAAUAAACAGACAUUCAUUUUGUACCCAAACCUUUCAUAUUCGCAAGUAUUGUGACAGCUGAAUAUACUAUAAAUGUGAUCAUUCUUGAAAUAAAAUUACCUGUAACACCAAUACACUGAAUCGAACUGUAUUAUAAUAAAACGUUGAGUCAUUCCUAGCAACACAUCCUCCGAAAACGGCCGAAUUAUGGUGAAUCAGUGGGAAUUGAACGCUGCAUAAUUUCACAUAAAAUCCAGGACAAAGGGUCGCUCGUAAGAGACACACACAAUAAUAAAUAAAUAAAUGAUACGCAUAUCUCCAGAAAACAAACCUAAACCUCACGUUUCCUCGCCUGCCAGCAGAAGUAAGACGGUGCUGCUCUGGAAGUCUUGCCUGUAUAAUUUAGGCGCUUCAAUUCUAAUCUCGUCACCUCUACAGUGUCCUUCUGCAUACAAACACACUGCCGGCUCAAAUAUAAAAAGGCAGUGGAGACGUGCUACGGCACUCGAUUCCACCGAGCAAUUCAUCGCUUUUAUUUUUUGAUUUUUUUUCCCUUGGUGCACUGUUAGUUACUCUAUCCAGUCGCUAUCCUUUAAUUAUAAGAGUUGCAUAAAGUAAUUGCAGUGCGGAACCGUGGCGCCAUUGACUGUAUUCAGUUACUUAAAAACAUCAAUCAAGUGGAAAACCAUUUUUAAUGGACAUCGCACAAUUUUCUUUUGAAACGAGACAAGGAAUUGACAUAUUGUUGCAACAUGUCGCAUUUACCUGAAUGUCAUUUCAGAAGAUAGAAAACGGAACUGUUUCUUUGACAUCUGGAUUGGAGCCAGGGCCAUAUGUUUAGGUACUGUAUAAUGCCUUCCUUAUCUGAUCUGAAAACCUUUAAAUUCGUGCCCGAUGGCAAAAGUCCGUGGGUACUUUGUCACCAGACCAAUUAACAGGUAUGUUGUUGCGCCGAUCUAACAGGUAUCUUCCGGAUUAGGAUGGCCAGCGUAAGCUAAUGUAUCCAUUGGUGUGUAUCAAUAUGUAUCAACCAUCCGUAAGCAGAUCUGCAACUGCGCCAGGAUGGAGCGUCCUCAACGCUGGAGAUGACGCAAAUGACCCAGCUCCACCAAAAAAGUGUUUCAAGACGAACAUGGCGGCAACUUAACACAGGAACCAAGAUGACUGUUGCUGUCGAAGAACAGAUCCAAGGCGCUCUGCCCGAAAACGUAAAGGAGAACAUUUUUUCUGAAGCUGUAGGACCUUGUUUUCUUACAACAUAAAGCCGGAAUCGGCGGGUGGAGGCAGACCACAGCUGGUCCACGGGAAAGGGAGAGAGAUCAGCCUAGGAGAGACGCAGGGAGAAAGGCAUGCUGUCACUGGGAACUGUGUUUUUCUCCGGAGAGCCAUGCAGAAAGGGGAUGUGACAAUGCAUGGCUUAAUCCUUUUCAAUGCACUAACUUGUCGGGAAUAGCAGAGCAUCGCCGAGCGAAGCCGGGACCUCUUCUAUUGAAUCGUUUAAGAGGAAGAUAAGACGAGGCAAACCCCCCAAAGUCAAUGAAUAUUGUGGCAAAGAAGCCCUCACGGUGGAGUCGGCCAGUGCUGCGCUUUUCCAAAAUAUGACCAGAGGUGCUUGGAUGUGUCGACAGCAAGAUGACGGUUUAAAAAUCUGGCUUGCUCCCCGAGUGAACGAAAAGCCAUUUACAGAUCCAGAAAGGGCCCAGAAAUGGCGACUGUCCUUAGCAUCUCUCCUUUUUUUAACGGUUCUGCUCUCUGACCACUUGUGGUUCUGCGCCGAGGCGAAAUUAACACGGACUCGGGACAAGCUGGACAAGUUAGCAUUCGCGGACAUGGGCGAUUACCCAGCAGAAAACCAUAUGUAUUCACCCAGCCUCCAUUUCCCACACGGCAGCCUCAGAAAAAGCGAAAAUGUUAUUUUUAUAGGAAAUUCUACUGGACGUUUCUGGCGGCCAGAAACUUGCCACCCCGACAGCUUAUCAAAAAACUGCUUUACUUUUGAUGACGCUGAACCUUUGUGCAGGAGUCUGUCUGACACCAAGGAGACGCAGUCGGUAGAUUUAAAUUUAAGCGAUUUAUACCUUUCUUUUUGUAACUCCUAUUCCCUUCUGGAUUUGUUUUACGGGUUAUCGAGUCUGGACAAUUUGAACUGCAGCCUUGACACGGUUACGGAUGGCGAUGUAGCAGGAUGCAGUCAGUGCGUCCAGGCGUACCAGCGCUACGACCAGCAUGCUCAGGAGAAAUACGAAGAAUUCGAGAUCCUGAUUCAGAAAUAUGAGACGGAUGCAUAUUCAGUGAGGACAUGCAUGGAGGAAUGCAAGAUGGUCUACAAAUCCUGGCUUUGUUCCCAGUACUUCCAGACGACACAGAUGCAUUGCAUUAACAAGAUCCCAUGCAAGCAAUAUUGCCUGGAGGUUCAAAAGAGGUGUCCGUUUAUAUUGCCAGACAAUGACGAUCUCAUUCACGGAGGAAGCCCAAGUUUUAUAUGUACAGGGCUUUUAGAAAAUCAUCUGUCCAGCUCCAAGGCAGAGUGCUGUGACGUCCGAUGGGAUUUUAAACCCGAUAACUAUUCCGAAGGGACGGUAAAAAGGACUCAUCCCUCCUGCCACCACAAGACUUCAGUAACCACCUCAGCGGCAUCCAGACUGUGUAACACUAGGCUCAAACUCUGCAUGCUAGUUCUGGUACUUUUACACACCAUCUCCACGUUGACCGCAGCACAGAACCCCAUGGGCCUUGACUUCUGGGCCGUCACCACGGUGGAGGAAGGUUCCAGCGAGGAGUGACGGGAAAGUGCUCCAGCGCGGGUAAACUCGCCAGGCCUCACGCGUGCAAUUUUUUUUUUUUUGCAAUUUUGGCGGCCGUGGAAAGAACCACAGAUGGAGAAUGGCAUCUGCCGAAGUGUCCCUGACUAUGGAGCGGGAUUUGCGAUUGGGAGUGGAGAUGGUGGAGCGGAAAUAAAAAAAAUAAUUACAAGAACAAGACAACAGCACAGCCUUCGCUGUGACUAAUCCUUCUCUGAGACUGAGUUCUCUCACACAAUUUUAUACAUUAUGCUUAACUUUUUGGAUUAUUUUUUUUUGCCUAGAUUACAACAGGAUUUUCUUUGUCUUCAGAUAUAUUUUUUUGUUAAUGGGUAACUUGGAAGAAAGGGGAUGAUUAUGGGGGACAUGAGUUGUUAGCCAAACAUGAAGUGAAGGCGAUCUUGUCCAGCUGGUAAAUCUCUGUGCAGUUUCUCUUAUCUCAUUUGUAAAACUACACAUGGAUGCUGCUGCUUCAUUUUAAUGUUGUGGUAAAAUUGGGGGUUUAUUGUUAAUAUGUCCAAUGUAGAGACACACAGUCACACAGAGACACCCAUUCAACCCAGCAUUCAACCAACCAUAGCUUGACUUGAGUCAGUAUAAGCCCUCCCUAAGCGUACGUAAUCCUGAUGUUGCCCGUCGACACGGAGAUCAUGCAGACCCUCCUUUAUGCUACGGUACUUAUCAUAACACUGGCCAGGUUUUGUAGCCUUGUCUUACCUAGAAAGGAAACAGGUGAGACAUGAUGUGCUUUGUGAGUGUCUUGUGCUCUUCUGGGAGUCUUAGAGGUGUUGGUCAGGCUAAAUAAUUGGGUGUUGAUAAAAUAUAAACAUAGGCUCUUAGUCAACAUGUCUCCUGUCCUCGUGUGCUUGGUUAGAAGAUGUUCUGAGUGCCUCACAGACAACAUCCUUAGUCUGGAUUUCACCUGCCUACACCCAUAUACAGUGUGACACAGAAAAUGCUCUUGAAAACAAAAUAACAAUUAUUAAGCAUUAUACUGAAUAUUGAAGAUUUUAUAACAACAGACACCUCAGACUGGACUACAGCAUGGGUCCCAUUAUAUAUUAAUGUGCCACAGAAAGGCCUUGUGGAGAAGCCCUUGAUGGUAGCUGUGAUCUUUGAGGUUUGUGGGUCGCGGUCCUGUUGCCAUACGGCAUCUGCUGUGUUUAUUUCAAGCAGCGUUCUUGGCCAAGUCAGCUUAUGUGAUUGAAAUUCGGCUGCAGUAAGGGACUCUUCCUGGUCGUGUCUGCCAUCUUUUCUUCUGGACAGUUGGAUGUUGGAACAUAAGCUAAGGAGCAUGUGUUAUUUGCGAUACAUACUGUAUUCUUCAGAACAUUAAAUCCACGUCAGAGGUUCUUAAUAUAGGGUUCUGGUUUUUGCGCUAAUGUUUUACCAUGUAUGAAAAUUAAGACAGAUGAGUGAGGUAGAGAGUGAGGUAGCUUUUUGCUAAAUGUCUUUGGUUGCUGGUAAGUUGUUGCUGUGAUGAUAGAAUGGAUUGCAGCAUUAAGGUGGAUUGAACCCUGUGGAGCGUCUUUCUGUUUGAGUCAUCCACUUUUCCACAUGGACUACAUGAAGAGUCCUACUUCAAUGGCAUCGAUGAUGCAAGAAAAUGGAGACAUUUUGAUGAAGAGGCCGAUUUGUCAAAAUGUAAUUCGUGUUGCACAAUGUGCCCAAGAAUUAGCACUACUUCAAAAAAACAAAACAGAACUAUUCCUUCUGUAUUUCAUCUUCUUAUUUUGAGCAUCUUGCAUUGAGCAAAGGGCUUUUAAAAUGUUUACAUACCUGAAGAGAGCAUGAGAAAACACCUACAGGUUAUCAUUAACUCACAAAUGAAGACACACUCUUACACUUGUGCACACGCGCAUGUACAAAGGCCUUGGUCCCUCAGCUAAAACAACAUUAAUAAUGAGCCUUAGAAGAUCUGACACUUCUCAUGUUUUGCAGUUUGAAAAGUGUUCAGCUAUGCCUGGAGGUUAGAUAUAAGGGCUGUAUUUUUUUCCUGUAAGUUUCAAACAGUCUUUGGUCGUGUGAGGUUACAGGUGCUUGCAGGGCACGUGACAAAGGAAAAAGGAACAAAGUUAGCGCAUUAGAACGCACGAAACCUUAGUCCGAUGCGGUCACUGCGCAUGGAAUCGCUUUUAAACCAGCAUCAUGGAACUUCUACUUUUCAAUAGUGAAGCAUUACUGCUAUAAGUGUAAAAUUGCCAAACUGAUAUAUAAUAAUUAAAGUCUAGAAAUAAAAGGAAAUCUGAAACACUAAAUGAACAUUCCUGCCCUUAUAAAUAUUAUUUAUUCAGCAUUUAUGAAUGCAAUGUCAAAAGUCAUUUUUAAACUGUACAUCGGAGUAAAGAAAGUUUAACAUAUAUACUCUGGCGCUUUUAACUGACUAUGUGUUUUGUAAAUAAAAUGAGAGGUGAUUUUUGCCAAGGAAGCAAUACCAACGUGUGCUCAUGAUUGGGUUUUUUGUGUGUGGUCAUUCCUCUGUAGCAAAAAGCCCCCAAUUUAGGUUCCUGUUCGUCUGAUGAACCUGCCUACUCAGUUCAUUCCUCCGUAUUUUUAUCCUUAUAUUUGUUUUUAAUCUACCUCUCUCCAACAAAGGACGGCGACUCAGCACGUGUCCCGGCUAUUCACAUCGACCAGACGGAAAACGAUAGCACAGAUCGCGACGACCCCGAUGUUAAACUAUUAUGUCAUAGACUGCACCUCAGCCCCGCAGAUCGCACGGUUUUUGAUAUGAUACAGAUGUGGUCGGGCGGAAUCGUUUUCUCUUUAUUUUUACCAGUCAGCUGGGGGAAGUGCCGAGCUCGAGGUGAUUCAUUUGUCUCAGUGCGUUGCUCGCAAAGCAGAGUAACGGAAGCUGGCUACAGCAGUAUUUUACACAGGAUUGAGAUUCUUAAGCUAUGCAAAUGAAAGCUUGGUCAUCAUCAUUGCCCGUUUAACAGUAAUGAAACUGCUACAGAACACAUAAUAGUUGGUAACUUGUUUUCCGUAAGUGUGGGAGGGUGAUGCUAGAUUUAAUAAAUAUUGAGGAAUUAAGGAUACUGAAUAUGGAAUGAUGGACGAUAUAGACCAUGGGUAUUUCCUGUAAAAUUCGCGUUCAGGGUAUGAAUAAGUUUAUUUAGAUAACCUCUGCCCUUAAUGUAAAAAAAAAAAAUCACCAAAGGCCCUACAGGAUUUUUAUUAAGUUUGGGGCAUAA
This is a messenger RNA of Paramormyrops kingsleyae, 6048 nucleotides long. Its product is annotated as NALCN channel auxiliary factor 1. The record is from RefSeq and is a predicted model, not a curated record. Gene Ontology annotation, molecular function: stretch-activated, monoatomic cation-selective, calcium channel activity. NCBI's taxonomy places the organism in Eukaryota, Metazoa, Chordata, Actinopteri, Osteoglossiformes, Mormyridae. Gene Ontology annotation, biological process: calcium ion import across plasma membrane. Gene Ontology annotation, cellular component: plasma membrane.